UGCACUACAGAAGCAAACAUAUCCCUACCUCUCAUGUAAGCCCAAGAGUUCGACGUGGGAAGCAGAAGGUAGUGUAAGGCCGCAAUGGAGAACGGCAGCAGCAGCCACAGGCGACACAACCCGUCUCCUGCACUCGUCUCCGCUGGCUGCUCGAGGUUCAAGUCUUACCUCUCCCUCUGCCGACCACCCCCCGCCCAUCGCCAGCCGCCAUCGCUUGACGCGCACCCGCAACCGCCUGCGCGCGAGCCGUCCCUCUGUGGCGACGGGGAAACCGCAGCUCAAGCCUACUGGAGGAGAGCGCGGCGGCUGGAGCAGGAGCUGCGGAAGCUCGACAUGUGGCUGAGCACGGAGAAACGGCUAACGGUGUGCCUGAAGAAGUCCCCCGCGGUGAAGGCAGAGAACGGUCGCGCGGAGAUGGCGAGAUUGGCGGACGGCAGCUACCUGCAUGAAAUCAGGAGAAUAGGCCGGCCGUGGGGGAGCUUGGUCAUGCAAGUUUCGACGCCAUUGAUCGAGGAGAACGCUACGACCGCAGCGGAGGUUGUGUGUGGGAUGGCGUCCUUGCGAAGAGGGGAUCUGUGGAAGUGCCUGCAUGAAUCGAUGUCAAUGAGCAACUUAAGCGGGCAUCAACAGGGUCAGAUCAAGGGUAAGAAGGUUAUAAUGGGAAGCGAGGACCAUUUCGUGGAGGCGGUGCUGCUGGAUUCGAUGGAGAACAUUGAAGGGUUGGCCUUGGAGGGGCUUCGCAUCCAGAUGGGCACAAGCGGCGGAAGAGCCGGCGAGGUGGCGGAGAAGAAGGGGAAGGCAGCGACGAGGAAGGACGGGAUGGUUCUGGUGAUGAUGAUUCAGAUGAGAGAUCCGAAGGAGAACUACGAGGCCGUCGGCGAGCCCAUGAUCGGAUUCAUCGAGGCGGCGGCGGUGGGGAGUCGAAGGUUCGAUCUCCAAGGCGUGCAAGUCGCAGGGAUGAAGCCGUCGAUGCGAGCAGGGUGUGACGGCAGAGGCUUCAUAUGGAGUGCUUCGUUAAGAGGUUGCGAGUGGUCGUCGAGCGGUAGUUGCCUGCAGUAUGUGAGACAUCCGAAUAGAUUUUUAGCAUGACGAAGACGAUAUAUCGUUGCUUGUCUUUUUUUCCUUGACAUUUUGAUUCAUUUCACGAGUG
Musa acuminata AAA Group (dessert banana) is the source of this 1150-nucleotide messenger RNA. RefSeq lists its product as uncharacterized. Lineage: Eukaryota; Viridiplantae; Streptophyta; Magnoliopsida; Zingiberales; Musaceae. The record is from RefSeq and is a predicted model, not a curated record. The transcript has 2 exons. Bases 85 to 1089 code for a protein of 334 amino acids.